AUGAAAGCCAGCAACGUGAAAUUCCCACUUCCGGACGGGUACUUCCCGCCGGUGAAGCUCACGCCGGCCGAGAUCGAAGUCUAUGAGCAACGCGUGGAGAUCAUCAUGAAAAACGCACUGGCCGAAUACAAUCUGCACGAGGCGAUGGGCGCUCGGCCAGACUACGGGUCUCGAUGGAGCGUCGUGGGCAACGUCGAGCACCUCACCGCUAUUCGUGAGGUCGAUCCGUCCAGGGCAGUCGAGGCCUCACGUAUUUUCGGUCGUGUGGACGGCGAUUACCGCAACUUCAUUGACUUCUUCUACUCGGUCUCAGCACAGGAGGUUUUUGCGGUGAACCAGUUCAUGUAUGGGUACGCCGUGGAUGCCGCGGUGCUGUGCAACAUCCACACGAAAGAAUCCAACAAGCCCCACCAAUACCUGGGCAUGAAAUGGCUUUGUCUACAGCCUUCGUCGCUCUCACGCAAGCGCGAUAUGUGCUUCCUUGAAUAUCUUGUCUACACGAAGGAUCUACAGGACCGAGACGUCGGUGUUCGCAUCACGCUGCCUCUGAUUCUGGACGAGUGUCCACCACUUGCGGAUAAGCUGAAAACCCGGCGUAUCCACUCGCACACGGUGACCAUCGUCCGCCCGACUAAUGACGGCGUCGACGCUACUCAGAUCUUCUCGACCAGCGAGGUUGACAUGUACAAGGGAUCCAACUCUUCAUCAGCUGCUACUUUCAAGAAACUCAUGACCACACUGAGCUCCAUGGCAUUGUUCGCGGAUUCCAAGCGCAUCUCGAUGCAAGGUAUGCUGGAUCGCAGCAGUUGGGCACCAAAGAAGGCGCGUGCCAACUGCUCCGUAUGCAACCGCAAGUUCUCACCCACGCGACGCCGCCAGCACUGCCGUCUCUGCGGUGAAGUGGCCUGUCGGCGUUGUAUGACAAUUCGUGAUGCCCCAAUGCUGGAUGAUAGCGCUUCUUCGCCUGCUCGUACGUUCCAAAUAAUGAAAACGAUGUUCUGCAAGGCCUGCAUGGGUAAGGUUCGGGACUCCGACGCCAAGAGCAUCGCGGCUGACAGUCAGGACGAAGGUGCGUCGGAUGCCGAAUCCAUGGGUUGGUUUGGAGAUAAGUCUCGUGGCCGAAGUUUUGAGAGCGAUGACAACACCGCUAUGCUUGACACGAACAUAUUGCACGGAAAAUUCUCAAGCAGCAUCGAUUCGGAGGCUCAAUCGGAGACGAAGACUAGCGUGUCAUCCUCACAAGAUGAUGAAAUCGAGGUCGAGGUAAUGGAACCUGUUGCUCCUAUGGUGAUUGAUCUGCGCCACCUCCGGACGAUGGCGGGAGCGGAGCGAGUUGUACAGGAGAUCGAGGAAGAGGAGAUUCGGGCGAUGCGGGAAUCACUUGCUGCUCUGGACUUCAAGGCCGUCCGACUCGUGGAUUCGCCGAGUGGCAAGCUUCCGCCGAUGGAGGAGGAUGAAGACGACAAAGACGACGAUGAGGCUGACGUUAUCGAGAUUAUUGACGAUGAAUCGACCGAGAUCAUCUCCACCACGAGGCAGAUCGUGUCGUCUCCGCUGGAUGAAUCUCCAAUGGACAGCGGUGCACUAGCAGAGCAGGUGUUAUUCAGCUCAGCACGGUCGAACGUGUCGAUCGACCAGCGUCUCCAGGAGCAGGAAGUCCUGUUGAAACGAUUGGUGAUGGCUGCCAACUCAUCGGCCGGCUACUACCCACCAAGCGCGCGUGGACAGCAGAAAACGUUCGAAUCAUGA
This is a messenger RNA of Phytophthora infestans T30-4, 1749 nucleotides long. RefSeq lists its product as uncharacterized. The record is from RefSeq and is a predicted model, not a curated record. Lineage: Eukaryota; Oomycota; Peronosporomycetes; Peronosporales; Peronosporaceae. Gene Ontology annotation, molecular function: metal ion binding. Bases 1 to 1749 code for a protein of 582 amino acids. The transcript is spliced from 3 exons.